UGAGCGCCAAAAAAUUGAGAGCCUUCAACAAAUAAAGACCGAGACAUAAGCAAAGGUGGUUAUCCUUGUCGACAGAAGAAUUAAAAAAAUAAAUAAUGAUGCGACCUCGCUGCCUGGUGUCCUUUUUGGGCCUCUGCCUGGUAAUCAGCCUGGGAAUGCGUUGCGAUGCUAGAGCGGUGAACGUGAGCAACACCUGGACGAUGCCGCAGGAGGGUCUGAACGUCUUCUAUCGCUUCUUCCGCGAUCGCAUAUCCUGGUUCGAGGCCGAUGCCGUCUGUCAAUUUCAUCACGCCAAUCUGGUGACGGUCGACAACAGUUUUCAAUUCGAUGCAACGCGCGACCUGCUGAGGGAAUUGGAUGUGAACGACAUCGUUUGGAUUGGUCUCAUGCGACCGCAGAACUCGGAUCGUUUUAUGUGGUCGAACUCGCGUCCCUUGGUGGCGGAUACUGGUUACUGGGCCGAAUCCCUACCCCUGAUGGAUGCUCCGCUCUGCGCCGUAAUCGAUCCCAUUCGAGAUUACCGCUGGCACGCCCUUCGCUGCGGUGGACCCGAAACGGCCUCCUUCCUCUGCGAAAUGCCAGUUCCCAGCUGGGCGGAUGCUUGCAUACUGAAGGACAUGCCCAAUUUGACCAUGCAGUACAUGGCGGAUACGGCCAGCAUCGAGCUGAUCCGCAAUUGCCAGGAGGAGGGACUGCUGCGACACACCUGCAAGGGCAAGGAGGAUCGUGAGCGUGCCAUUCGACAGCUUAUCUGUCCCAAGGAGCGUCUGGAGGCGCAGCGCAUCAACGACAUCACAAACUCGCACUUCAAGUCGCUGCAGAUCAUCAACAACAUCCACACUGAUAACAAGGAGAACAACGACAUCGAUCUGCUGCCCAACUAUGGCCGCCGAUCUGGAAUGGCCAUCAACAUCGAGGUGGCGCCACCAGUGCCACCCGUUUCGGUUCCCGGAUUCGGAGAGCUGAUGCAGGCGGAUGCUCCGGGCGCCGUAUCGCUGUCCGGACUGUAUCGCAUACCGGAUCUGGUGCCCAAGCCGGUGAAGAAGGCAGCCAAGAAAGUGAUCACGCCGGACUUUGCCAAGAAGCUGCAGGGUAACCAUCAGCAGCAACACAACCAACAGCAGCAGCAGCAGCAACAAAAGUCGCGCAAGUCGCUGGUGCACCAGCACGAGGAGGAGCUGAUGAUGGGCGACCAGCCGGCACUGAGUGAGGAGCAACUGCCUCCGGGCAUGGGAAUGGGACUAGGUAUUCGAAUGCCCCUCAACGAGGAUGACAGCAAUAGCGAUGCCUCCAACGAGAUAUUCGAGCACUUGCCGCACAAGAAAAAGAUCCUGCCGCAGGAUCUGCUCACCAUGGCGCCAAUUCCUGAAGCCAAAUCGCAAGCGAUGACAACAACAACUACACUAAAGACAACCACUUUGGCGGCACCGGCAACAGCAACAACCACUACACCAACAACAACGACAACGGCGACGGCAGCACCUGAAGUGGUGACCACACCGAAAGCAGUGGACACCACAAGUUCACAGGCGCCGGCAACAACCACGCGGCCAACAACAACGGUUAGAACCACCACGAUUACCACCACCACUACAACAGCGACAACUACGCCCAAAACGGAAGAGACAACAACAACAACGACCAAGAAACCAGAGCCAACAACCAUGGUGGCACCACGAACAACAAAAACAUCAGCAACCGAAGCGGCGGCAGCAGCAACUAGCACAACAACAGCAGCAACUUCCGCUGCCACACCAACAACAACAACGAGCACAGGAGCAGCAGCAGCGACAGCGACAACAACUAGCCAUGCCACGCCCACGGACAAGAGCAACAGCAACAACAUGGCACAUCCCAUACAUCCCUCGCAGCAGCAACACCACCAACAACAGAUACUGCACGAAGGCGCCACGUUGCAGCAGCAACAUGCAACGCACGUCAACGAGUCCGCCGACAAUACGCGCUUUAUACCGCCAAUGCUGCUGGUGAAGUCGCACUACGUGCCGCCGGCCAAACAUGCCAGCGAGCAUGCGACCACAACAACAACAACACGAGCGACAACAACGUCCAGUACGACAACAGCAGCAGCAGCAACAGCAACUACACCUGCAGCAGCAGCAACAUCGACCAAAGAGGAAGUGCAGCCAUCAACAGUCACGUCAUCGAAGGAACUGACAGCAGCAACAGCAGCAGCAACAGCAGCAGCAACAUCAGCUGCAGCAGUCGCUGACACUGUGGCAACAUCAACCGUGACAGCGACAACAGGUGCAGCUGUGGAGGUGACAACAAGCGUGAAAGUAGCUGAAGACACCGCAGCAACAUCAGCAGCAACGGUAAUUGCCAGUGAAGCGCCACCAGCAGCCGCAGCAGCAGCAGCAACAACAAAAACAACAACAACUACUGCUACCAGAGCAGCCUCAGCUAAUGAAAUCAAAUCGAAUGCCACAGCAGCUGCAGCAACAACAACAACAGCCAUUCCGAAGCCAGUCAGGGAGUUCAGAUAUCCGCGAGUGAAUCAGGGAUCCUUCAAGGUGGACAACAACGGCAUGGGCAGCCCCGAGGAGGAGGAGGAGGACGAGGAGGGCCAUUUGGAGACCGAGGCGGCCACAACGCGACACAACUUCCUGGAGGAGACCGAGGCGCCAUUCAAGCCAAAUCGACGACGCUCGCUAACCAAACCGGAAACGGUUAGCUAUUUCAAGAAGAUCUUGGGCUAAAGACGCCCGGAGCCGCGUUGCUGCAGCCGUAAUCCGCACUAGUAACCGUAAACGUAAACGUAAUCGUGACAGUAAACAACUGUUAAACCAUAAAUAAGAAAAAUGAUGAUGAAGUAAGACGUAAGAAGUACACUCCCUGCACAGCCACGUAAUUGGUCUUCAAAAUCAGAGCAAAUUGAAACAGUUGUUAGCAUUGCCCCGCUGGCCAUUUCCUUCCUUUUAAAAGUCUCCCCAGGAACCCCAGGAACCCAGACCUCACAACAUCCCGCAUCCACAUUCCGGCCAAAAGUUUGCGGAGCUACCGCUUCCCAAAGACUUGUGUCUCCGGCAGAAAUGCCGGAAACCCAAGCGGAAACCCAAAAGAAAACUCAACUCAAGUCGACUCGACUCCAGUUGCAAGUACCGAAAUAUGUCAAUUUUUCACCGGAAAAAAGCAAAAAAGCAAGUAAAUGCAAACAAACAAACACGCACACUCAAAAGCAGAUACAGAUACAGAUACAAAUACAGAUAACAGAUACACUUACAGCCGGGGAAAGUGCAAAGUCUGUCAGGUGGGGAUGAAAAAAAAAAAAAUAGAUGGAAAGCAAAACGCUGGAGGACAUUCGAAUGGAAAAGCGGGGAGUGUGUGCGAAGCAAAGGCCAAAUCUAAAGUACGAUAAAUACUACGAGAAAAGUGUUUACAAAUGUAUACAUAGGGCGUCUGUUUUGGAUUUCCGUUUGCUUUGCCUAUGAGCGACAUGUGGUGGUCACACUGGUCCGAAUGGAAAAGUGUGAAUAGAGUAGAAAAAACUGCACAACACUCGAUAUCAAUUUUUUCGAUCUCACUUGUUUCGAUUUCCGAUUGCAUUGGCUCGUUUUUAACUAUUUAAAACUUGAUAGUUGAUUUGGUUGAUUAUAUUUAAGUCAUCCAAUCGCUUCAUUCACUUUAUCGACAUAUUUUACAUUACAUUUUAAGUGCUUCCAUUAAAAUAUUACUUAUUUUCUUGUAAAUCAACAGAAGGUUUCACUUGCCGCUUAAAAUUGUGUUGCCAGUUGAUCCUCAUAUCAUUUUUCCAAAAUAGGCUUAUGAAAAUCCAAAACAGCAAUCGCCGUGCAAAUUACAUAUUUACCAAUUAAUUAUGAACAUAUGUAAUAGAUGUUGUUUUUUUUUUUUUUGGUGUAUGGAAAUAGUCAAAUACAAUUUGUGUAAGCGAAUUAAGGCGUUUGUCAUUUGGAAAUUAUGAGAAAAUUACUUCGAAUGAAUGCGGCGAAUUGGCAGAGCACAAAUAAAAUGAAAAAUGCGUUGCAAGAAACGAGCACACUUAAGAUUAAGCUAAAAUUAAACGAAUCGAAAGGCGAACCCAAAGUGGAAAAUAAAACCGAAAAAAAGGCGAAAUAAAACGGAAAUGGCCGAAAAAAGAAAGCACUUGAUGUAGAGAAUUAUUUGUAGGUACUUCUGAGAGCAACGGGCAAAUUAAUACGGUUCCGUUGGGUUGCUCUGAAAAAAAGAAGAAAAAAAACACAAAAACAUGCAGUAAAAUAGUAUAAAUGUAAACCAAAAUAAAGAAUUAUGAAUAAAAAGAAACCCUCUUUCAAGACAUUUAAA
Drosophila sechellia is the source of this 4302-nucleotide messenger RNA. RefSeq names its product mucin-17. The transcript has 6 exons. The coding region runs from base 96 to 2717 and encodes 873 amino acids. NCBI's taxonomy places the organism in Eukaryota, Metazoa, Arthropoda, Insecta, Diptera, Drosophilidae. The record is from RefSeq and is a predicted model, not a curated record.